ACAACGUUUCGCUAUUUGUUUUUUCACGUCAAGCGAUUUCGAUAACGCUGAAGCUGAAUUUGAUGAAGAAAAGUCCCAUCGUGAGUUAAAAUUUAUUCUAUCAAAAUAAAUAAUGAAUAAAAACAAAAAGCUAAGAAACGAAAUGAAAGCACUUACCUGGGAGAUAUACCAACGGGUGAAGAAGAACCGUCAAUCAAGGUCUGAGACAAGGUUACGAAAGAUGUCUCCCCGUGGCACCAGCGAACAAAAUAAUGAAAAUAGCUUACAACAAAUAAAUAACAAUAUACAAAUCGAUGAAGCCAUGGACGAUAAUAUCGAAGAAUAUGAGGAAUAUGAAUGGGCUGGACAGAAGCGAAUAAGGGUUUCUAGUUUGAUACCAGGAGGCUAUGCUUCUAUUGGCAUAGGAACCAGCAUAAGCAACUCGGAGUACGAAGGUGAGGACUUAAAUGUUGAUGACGAUGACACCCACAUUUAUGGACCACCUCAGUAUAGUGAGAGUGAUGUUAUUAGUUCGACGAGUACCAAAAAUGAUUCUUCAAAUGAGAGUUCCACUCAAAGCCAAACAAACACAACUUCUGAGACCGAAUCAGCCAAAAGUAGCAAUUCAAAGGAACAAACCUCAGAAGAACAUACUAAGAAACAGGAGAAAGAACUAACCGAGUUACAAUGCUCCCGACAAAUAAUUGAUUCAUUGAAGGACAAAUUACGGAAGUACGAAAAUCAUACACAAAAUAAGUUCAAAUGUCUGAUAUGUCUGGAAGACUAUCAUAAUCCUGCAAUAUCUGUUUCCUGUUGGCAUGUUCACUGUGAACAAUGUUGGCUAAGAUCACUUGGCGCACGAAAGCUAUGUCCGCAGUGUAAUCUUAUUACAUCACCUUCGGAUUUAAGACGUAUUUAUAUGUAAUUAUAUAUUAAGUUACCUAUAGUAAGAAAAUAUAAAAUUAGUUCUUUUUUAUGAAAUAGACAUUCAAUUUUUAAUUUGAUUUGGAAAAAUGUUGUAUUUAAUUUGUCCAAUUUAAUUUUAAGUUUUUUGUACUCAAUCUUGCAAAAGAGUUUUUCCAACUAAAUAAAGCUUUAUUUUUCGUACAUUAAAAA
This is a messenger RNA of Eupeodes corollae, 1095 nucleotides long. RefSeq names its product E3 ubiquitin-protein ligase Rnf220 (gene RNF220). The record is from RefSeq and is a predicted model, not a curated record. The transcript has a single exon. Lineage: Eukaryota; Metazoa; Arthropoda; Insecta; Diptera; Syrphidae. Gene Ontology annotation, molecular function: ubiquitin protein ligase activity; metal ion binding. Bases 113 to 904 code for a protein of 263 amino acids. Gene Ontology annotation, biological process: protein ubiquitination.